Messenger RNA from Arachis duranensis, 2092 nucleotides. Its product is annotated as heat shock cognate 70 kDa protein-like. The transcript is spliced from 2 exons. Lineage: Eukaryota; Viridiplantae; Streptophyta; Magnoliopsida; Fabales; Fabaceae. The record is from RefSeq and is a predicted model, not a curated record. Gene Ontology annotation, biological process: protein refolding; cellular response to unfolded protein. Gene Ontology annotation, molecular function: ATP binding; ATP-dependent protein folding chaperone; ATP hydrolysis activity. Gene Ontology annotation, cellular component: cytoplasm. The coding region runs from base 120 to 2024 and encodes 634 amino acids.
GAAGAAAAUGUGAACUUUUUUCAUUGUCUACUGUCAUAAACUAUUGAUAAAAGAAUACCUUUUAGCAUUACCAUAUGAAAACAAACUGCAUUUUUUCUUACUUUGCACCAAAAUAGCCUAUGCUCUGUAUCUUCCUAAGCAUAAUAUCGACGUUCUUUUACCUUAGGAUGGCCAGAAGAUAUAAGGGACAUGCCGUGGGAAUCGACCUUGGUACGACUUACUCGUGUGUUGCUGUGUGGCAAGACCAGCAAAGCCGAGUGGAGAUCAUUCAUAAUGACCAGGGAAAUAGAACAACUCCUUCUUGUGUUGCUUUCACAGAUCAGCAGAGGUUGAUUGGUGAUGCUGCUAAGCACCAGGCUGCUUCUAACCCAACCAACACUGUCUUUGAUGCAAAGAGGUUGAUUGGUAGAAAAUAUAACGACCCCAUUAUUAAGGAUGACCUCUUGUUGUGGCCAUUUAAGGUCACAGAUGGUGUUAAUGACAAACCAAUGAUUGUUGUUACGUAUAAGGGUCAGGAAAAAAGUCUUUCUCCGGAAGAAAUCUCAGCUAUGGUUCUCACAAAGAUGCGUGAGAUUGCAGAGGCAUAUCUGGAGUCACAUGUAAAGAAUGCUGUGAUUACUGUGCCUGCUUAUUUCAAUGACUCUCAGCGCAAAGCUACCAAAGAUGCUGGUGCCAUUGCUGGCCUCAAUGUAUUGCGCAUAAUCAAUGAACCCACGGCUGCAGCUAUUGCAUAUGGCCUUGACAAAAGAGCUGAUUGUGAUGAAAAGAGAAACAUUUUCAUCUUUGAUCUUGGUGGUGGUACUUUCGAUGUGUCUCUUCUUACUAUUAAAGAUAAGGUGUUUGAAGUUAAGGCCACUGCUGGAAACACACACCUUGGUGGAGAAGACUUUGAUAACAGAAUGGUGAACUACUUUGUGAAGGAGUUCAAAAGAAAGAACAAAGUGGAUGUUAGUGGAAACCCAAGAGCAUUAAGAAGAUUGAGAAGUACAUGUGAGAGGGCAAAAAGGGUACUGUCAUUCGCAGUUGAUACCAUUGUUGAAGUAGAUGCUUUAUCCCAAGGCAUUGACUUGUGCUCUUCAAUUACUCGAGCUAGAUUUGAGGAACUAAACAUGGACCUCUUUAAAGAGUGUAUGGAAGCAGUUGAUAGGUGUCUUACAGAUGCUAAGAUAGACAAGAAUUCUAUACAUGAUGUUGUCCUCGUUGGGGGAUCUUCUAGGAUUCCCAAAGUGCAGGAGUUAUUGCAGAAGUUUUUCAACAGGAAAGAUCUCUACAAUAGCAUUAGUCCUGAUGAGGCUGUAGCUUAUGGUGCAGCAGUUCAGGCUGCACUAUUGAGUGAAGGCAUGAAGAAUGUUCCAGAUAUGGUGCUACGUGAUGUUACACCAUUGUCACUUGGUGUAGCUCUACAAGGAGAUAUCAUGAGUGUAGUGAUUCCUAGGAAUUCUACUAUUCCUAUAAAGAAGACAAAAGAAUAUGUCACAAUCCAUGAUAACCAAUACUCUGUACUUGAAGAAGUCUAUGAGGGUGAGAGAAUGAAAGCCAGUGAUAACAACUUGCUGGGCCAGUUCACACUUUCUGGUAUUCCUCCUGCUCCUCGAGGCCAUCCUAUUAUGGUAAGCUUUGAUAUAGAUUUUAAUGGUAUCCUCUGUGUAUCUGCUAAGGAAAAUACCACUGGCAAUAAGAACCAAAUUACCAUAACCGAUGACAAAGGAAGAAUGUCAAGUGUAGAAAUUGCAAGACUGGUUAGGGAAGCUGAGAAAUACAAGGCUGAAGAUAUGAAGUUUCUUGAAAAGGCUAAAGCUAUAAAUGCUUUGGAUGAUUAUGUUUACAAAAUGGAGAAAGCUUUAAAGGAUAAGGGCAUUAGUAAUAAGCUUUCCCAAUAUGACAAGAACAAUAUUAGUAAUGCAAUCACAAAGGCUAGAACAUUUCUUGAUGGUGACCAAAAGCAGGAGGAAAUAAAUGUGAUCAAGGUUAUGCUAAAUGAGGUCAAACGCAUCUUUGAUCCCAUUAUGAUCAAGAUUGGCUAGUUGUUUUCAGAAUCUUUUGUUUUUUUUUUUUAAUGGUUAUGCUUCUGUUUUGUGUUGCCUCCUUGAUA